This is a messenger RNA of Penicillium alfredii, 1656 nucleotides long. RefSeq lists its product as uncharacterized. Gene Ontology annotation, biological process: amino acid transport; transmembrane transport. The record is from RefSeq and is a predicted model, not a curated record. Gene Ontology annotation, cellular component: membrane. Bases 1 to 1656 code for a protein of 551 amino acids. The transcript has 8 exons. NCBI's taxonomy places the organism in Eukaryota, Fungi, Ascomycota, Eurotiomycetes, Eurotiales, Aspergillaceae. Gene Ontology annotation, molecular function: transmembrane transporter activity.
AUGGACCUGACUGUAAAACCGCCAGAUCCCGAUCAUAAGUCCAAGGACGGCAGGUCCCAAGACGGAGGUCCUCCGAUGGCGACAAUCCACGACGAUGACGAGCUGCUGCUGGCUCGCAUCGGUUAUAAACAGGAACUGCGGCGCGAAUUCUCGAAAUGGUCAACCGUUUCAUAUGCCAUCUCCAUUCUGGGAGUUUUAGGCUCCGUCCCGGCGACAUUUGGUGCGCCUCUUGCAGCCGGUGGCCCGGCCACGGCCGUCUGGUGCUGGCUGAUCGGCUCGUGCAUGGCCAUGUGCAUUGGAAGCUCCGUGGCAGAGCUAGUAUCUGCGUAUCCCACGGCGGGGGGUAUGUAUUUUGUCACCAAGCAUGUCGUGCCCGCCGACCAGGUCCCGAUCUUCUCAUGGAUCCAAGGAUGGUGCAACCUCCUAGGCCAGACAGCCGGCGUGUCCAGUGUCGCAUACACAGUCAGCCAGAUGCUGCUGGCCUGUGUCAGUAUGAAUUCAGAUCUUGUUGAUGGCAAGUACUCGUAUUCACCAAAUGCCCUGCAAACGGUGCUCGUGUCUAUUGGCAUGCUGUGUGUUAUUGGAUUCAUUUGCUCGUUGACGACCAAAACCUUGCAUCGAAUUAUUCUCUGGUUUGCUCCUAUCAACAUUUUGGCUACCAUUUGCAUCUGUGCUGCGCUCCUUUACUACACUCCGGACAAGCAGCCUGCUUCUUGGGUCUUCACCAAUGUCACAGAUGGCUCGGGAUGGGGCUCAAAAGUCUUCUCCUUCUUCCUGGGAUUCUUGUCCGUUGCAUGGACGAUGACUGAUUAUGAUGGGACAACCCACAUGUCCGAAGAGACCCAUGAUGCUGCCAUACGGGGCCCUGUCGCAAUCCAAACAGCUGUCCUGGUCUCUGGCGUGUUUGGGUGGAUGCUGACGGUCUCGAUGUGCUUUUGCCUGACCGACCUCGAUGAGAUUUUGAACAGUCCAACGGGCCUUCCUGCAGCACAGAUCUUCCUCAAUGCCGGCGGGAAACGAGGCGGUACGGCCAUGUGGGCAUUUGCGAUUCUAGUGCAGUUUUUCACUGGCUGCUCGGCUAUGCUGGCUGACACAAGAAUGGCGUAUGCUUUUGCCAGAGACAAUGCACUCCCAUUCUCAGGGAUUCUGUGCAAAGUGAACCCUCACACCCAUACCCCGGUCAAUGCCGUCUGGUUCGUGGUUCUUUUUAGUAUUUGUUUAAACUGUAUUGCCAUCGGCUCCACCCAGACAGCUACAGCCAUCUUUAAUAUCACCGCCCCGGCACUCGAUUUGUCCUAUGUUUCAGUCAUCCUGGCGCAUCAGCUCUACAAAUCCAAGGUCAAGUUCAUCGAGGGGCCCUUCACGCUCGGGAGAUGGGGCACGCCCAUUAACUGCAUUGCGGUGACUUGGGUGUUGUUCAUCAGCACUAUUCUCUUCUUCCCGCCGCAGAUUCCUGUGACUGCGGCCAACAUGAAUUAUGCCAUCUGCGUUGCAGCCUUCAUUGCUGUGUUUGCGUUGAUCUGGUGGUGGGUCGCGGCUCGAGGAAAAUAUACCGGGCCACAGACCAACGAUAUCAUUCGAGAGAUUCCCACGGAAGACGACGGCCAUGACAGCGAGAGCCGUGAUAGCGAAGAGCCCGAUGAAGUCACCGUUUAG